Messenger RNA from Ilex paraguariensis (yerba mate), 324 nucleotides. Lineage: Eukaryota; Viridiplantae; Streptophyta; Magnoliopsida; Aquifoliales; Aquifoliaceae. The record is from the annotation of a GenBank genome assembly.
AUGCAGUACACAACAUUUUUAGUUAUUGGUCCUGAAUUUCUCAAGAAUGACAUUCGCAUUAAACUUGAUCUUGAUGCUCUUGGAGCUUUGGGUGAUACUGGGUGGUACUGCACCAGGGGAAUCUUAUGGGCUAAUGAAUAUGAACUACCUAAAACAGUAACGGCUUUGCCUGAGCCUGAAUACAAUGAAGCAUGUGUGAUUCUAUCUUGCGGUGCAUCGCCUGAGAAGAAGUGGCCUACCAUUAGUAGAAAGACACAACUGGUGAUAGAUGGUGUCAUGGCAUCAAUUGAGAAGGGUUUUGCACCUGUUGAAGUGGUGCCUUAA